Molecule: messenger RNA, 2610 nt
Organism: Serendipita indica DSM 11827
Lineage: Eukaryota; Fungi; Basidiomycota; Agaricomycetes; Sebacinales; Serendipitaceae
Source: the annotation of a GenBank genome assembly
AUGGAUCCCAUUGCUCCAGGUUUCGACACAUCUUCAACCCAGAUCCAGGACGGCAGAAGAUCUCUUGAUCGUGAGAAUAUUCCCAGUCCUCCGAUUCUCUCGAGAGAUGGAUAUACAAGUGCGAUAACCUCCGGAGAGGACGAUGUUCAAGCAACAAGAGACGCCGUGUUUGGAUACGAAGAGGCCAAACGUUUGGAAAGCCUCGAACACAAGCUCUACUCUCACCGAAGAUACUCCCAAGGUUCUGGGAGUAACCGUGGGUCGACAGUCAACUCUCCCCGGAUCACAGCAACACACCCCAAGACACCCACGACUCGUCCAACGUCGAUAUCCUCAUUACCCCGGAUGGAUCACCUUCUGCCGCUUCAACCGCUCGCAGAGAAUGCUACCACAACGGAUAAUACUCCAGGCCUGCAAGAUGUUGCGCACGACUUUGCCUUGCCUCCGGCUGCGAGUGGACAUUUUGGGCUCGAGAACGCUCAUACGGUGACGCUUGAUGACGAACCCGAGAUUAAUCUGAGCAAACUGGAUCACCAGCAAACCCUGAGUCAACAAGAGCUCCGCGAUUUGUUAUCCUCUUUCAAUAAAUGCCUUCAACUUCGAGACAAAUAUAUGGCCUGUUCGCUCCAGAGGCUUGGUGAUAACCCUCGCGAUUACGAUGGUGCCUUCAAGGGCUUCGCAGAGGAUAUUGGGGGCGUCUCUGGCGUGAGACCAGACGCCUAUGCGACUUUGCGAAAGAAUACUGGGACAUCUGGUCAGCAUCCUUCUUUACAGCCGGCACCGCAACAGUUUGCCAAAUGGGAUAUCUAUCCAAGACCACCUCCCCCGCAUUGGCAUUGGACUGCGAAACCGCAUCCAGAACAAGGAGGUCCAAUAGACGAUCAGCCCCAGUUGGUGUCCGAAGAGGGCGAUGGCGAUGGCUUUGACUUUGGUCACUUCGAAAUCCCAGGUGCACAUGAAUGGCAUUACCAUCUCGAUAGCAAGGGUGUUUUCCAAAUCUAUAGCACGCCGGUACAUGAUGAUAACGACUCAAAGCCAAUAUUCGCCGUUCCGACCAUUAGAGACUAUUAUGUAGAUCUCGACUACGUACUUGGCGUCAUCGCGGACGGUCCUACUAAGAGCUUUGCAUAUCGACGACUCAAAUAUCUACAAGGAAAGUGGGGAAUGUACACUCUUUUGAACGAACACAAGGAAUUGCAAAGUAUGAAGGCUGUUCCUCAUCGAGAUUUUUACAAUGUCCGCAAAGUGGAUACACACGUUCACCAUUCAAGCAGCAUGAACCAGAAGCAUUUACUGCGCUUCAUCAAAUCGAAAAUGAAGCGCAGUCCCAACGACAUUGUGAUCGUUCGAGAUGGCCACCCACUUACUCUGGCUCAAGUUUUUGAGUCCCUUAAUCUUACCGCGUACGACUUGUCGAUCGACACUCUGGAUAUGCACGCCCAUCAAGACUCCUUUCAUCGAUUCGACAAGUUUAACCUCAAGUACAACCCAAUCGGCGAGAGCAGAUUGAGAGAGAUCUUCCUCAAGACGGACAAUUACAUUGGCGGCAGAUACCUCGCAGACUUGACUAAAGAAUUAAUGCAAGAUUUGGAACAGAGCAAAUACCAGAACUGCGAGUGGAGGAUCAGUAUCUAUGGUCGUUCUCCAGACGAAUGGGACAAGCUCGCCAAAUGGGUCAUUCACCACAAACUUUACUCGCAUAAUGUUCGAUGGCUCGUUCAGAUUCCUCGCCUAUACAACGUCUACAAGAUGACGGGUCAAGUAGAGAACUUUGAGCGUAUUAUCAGAAACGUAUUCGAGCCCCUUUUCGAGGUUACCAAAGACCCAAGCCUUCAUCCCGAACUUCAUGUCUUUCUUCAGCGUGUCAUUGGAUUUGACAGCGUCGACGACGAGUCGAAAACCGAGAGAAGGGUGUAUGACAAGUUUCCAUACCCGCGAAUUUGGGAGACGAAGCAAAACCCGCCGUACUCGUACUGGGUCUACUAUAUGUACGCGAAUAUGACCAGUCUCAACAGUUGGCGACGAGAACGAGGGUUUAAUACAUUUGUUCUUCGUCCUCACUGUGGAGAAGCCGGCGACCCUGACCAUCUUUCGUGCGCAUACCUUACCUCGCACUCGAUUUCCCACGGAAUCCUCCUUCGCAAGGUACCGGCUCUCCAAUAUCUAUUUUACCUCAAACAAGUCGGCGUCGCCAUGAGCCCAUUGAGCAACAACGCUCUGUUCCUCACCUAUGAACGCAAUCCGCUCCCAGAGUAUUUCAAGACGGGCCUCAACGUCAGCCUGAGUACCGACGAUCCGCUUCAAUUCCAUUUUACAAAGGAACCACUGUUAGAGGAGUAUAGCGUGGCCGCUCAUAUUUACAAGUUUUCACAAGCGUCGCUUGCAGAACUAGCCCGAAAUUCAGUCAUACAGAGUGGUUUCGAGAUGGAGAUCAAACGACAUUGGCUCGGUCAGAAAUGGUAUCUACCGGGAGCAGCAGGGAAUGACAUUAAUAAGACAAAUGUCCCGGAUAUUCGGUUGGCCUUCCGAUAUCAUACGCUGAUGGAGGAACUCCAGAUGAUUACCUCUGGAGAACCUGUGCAAGAAAACUCUUACACGGCGGGAGUUUGA